AUAAAUAGAGGCGAGGAGCAGCUGGGCUCUCUUGGCAGUCACCAUGAGGGCGCUGGUCCUGCUCGGCUGCCUCCUGGCCUCUCUCCUGCUCUCAGGACAAGCAGAACUGCAAGUCUCCGCGUCGGGUGGCACAGAGGAUGUUGGCAAUUUGUUGGAGAAUCAUUUCUCUGCUGGAGACGCAAGUCUAGAGGAGAAAGAAAGGGCGCUUUAUGCAGACACAGCCCCUCAAGACAAGAAACUGCUCCUUCACUGCCCAGAUGGCAGGGAGGCCGAGAGCCCCGAGAAGACCCCCGUGUCUGCCCCUGGCCCGGGCUCCGAUCCUGAAGCCAGCCUUUCCAAUGCCUCAGCCACAGAGUCACCUCCACCUGGGGAAAAGGACAACAGGGACUCUGCGGGGCCUGGGGAGAAAAAGAAUGGCCCACCAGUGGCAAGCGCCCUCCCUCCAGGAGGGACCGAGGGGCCUGUGGAAGAGGAGUGGCCGGAGCCCAGUUCUGGAGAGGGAAUAGCAGAGGAGGAGACUGGGCUUGGGCUCCCCACGGAGGGAGCUGCCAGUGGAGAGGGAGGAGAACAGGCUGGGGGCCAUGAACUCCCUGAGGAAGUCCAGGAGGUCCCAGGGGACAGCCCGGUGCAGGAAGCAGUGGCAGGGACAGCAGAGCCAGAGGCAGAGGGGGCCUCUCCUCGCUCAGAGGGUGAUGGGUUCUACUCACUGAACACAGAGGCCGAGGGCAGCCCUGGCCCUGGCCAGGAGCCUGCAGUGCCAGAGGGAGCCCCUGAUGUGGCGACUAUUGUGCGAGAGUCGGAGCCGGAUAUUGACACAGAAGCCAGUGAGGGCACCGAGGACCAGGGGGAGCCCGGCCCAGCUGCAGAGGCCAGUGCAGAGCCUGGGGGCGCCCAGAGCGCCAAGGCAGGGGACACUGAGGAGAACCAGGCCCCCGAGAUGACCGAGGAGGACGCAGAUGAGGCCUCCUCUGAAGAGGAAAGUGGCGAUGGAGGUGAAAGCGAGGAAGAAGGAGGAGUUCCCUCUGAAGAGGAGUCUGAAGAGGACAGCGGCAAUCGGGCUAGCUCAGAAGAAGCAGAGGGCACCUCUGAGGAGGCCACGCAGACCCAGGAGGCCGAGGAGCCCCAGGAAGCCAGGGAACCCCAGGAAGGCAGGGAUCUCCAGGAAGCCGAGGAGCCCCAGGAAGGUGGAGCGCCACAGGAAAGUGGGGAGCCCCAGGAAGAUGGGGAGCCCCAGGAAGAUGGGGAGCCCCAGGAAGCUGGGGAGCCUCAGGAAGGUGGAGCGCCACAGGAAAGUGGGGAGCCCCAGGAAGGUGGGGAGCCUCAGGAAGCUGGGGAACCUCAGGAAGGUGGAGCGCCACAGGAAAGUGGGGAGCCCCAGGAAGCUGGGGAGCCCCACGAAGGCGGAGAUCUCCAGGAAGCUGGGGAGCCCCAGGAAGGUGGGGAGCUUCAGGAAGCUGGGGAGCCCCAGGAAGGCGGGGAGCUUCAGGAAGCCACAGAAACCACAAGCCACAGGGACAGAGGGGUCCAGCCUGGCUCGGAGGAAUUGAAUACGGAGUCCGUGGGCAGUGAGACCCUGGACAUGAAGGCAGAGGAGCCCAAGGAGGGACAUCAGGGGAGGGAGAGUCCCAUCGUUGCUGCUCAGGAAGAGACGGAGGAUGCAAAUGAAGAAGCCCCACUGAGGGACCGCUCCCACAUCGAGAAGACCCUCAUGCUGAAUGAGGACAAGCCAUCUGAUGACUACUCUGCGGUGCUUCAGCGGCUUCGGAAGAUCUACCACUCAUCCAUCAAGCCCCUGGAGCAGUCCUACAAGUACAAUGAGCUCCGGCAGCAUGAGAUCACAGAUGGAGAGAUUACCUCCAAGCCCAUGGUGCUGUUCCUGGGACCGUGGAGUGUUGGUAAAUCUACCAUGAUAAACUACCUCCUUGGGCUGGAAAAUACUCGCUAUCAGCUCUAUACAGGCGCCGAACCCACCACCUCUGAGUUCACGGUCCUCAUGCACGGGCCCAAGCUGAAAACCAUCGAGGGCAUCGUCAUGGCUGCUGACAGCGCCCGCUCCUUCUCACCCCUUGAGAAGUUUGGCCAGAAUUUCCUAGAGAAGCUGAUUGGCAUUGAGGUUCCCCACAAACUUCUGGAGAGGGUCACUUUUGUGGACACACCAGGCAUCAUCGAGAACCGCAAGCAGCAAGAAAGAGGGUAUCCCUUCAACGACGUGUGCCAGUGGUUCAUCGACAGAGCUGACCUCAUCUUUGUCGUCUUUGACCCAACCAAGCUGGAUGUGGGUCUGGAGCUGGAGAUGCUCUUCCGCCAGUUGAAGGGGCGUGAAUCUCAGAUAAGGAUCAUCCUGAACAAGGCUGACAAUCUGGCCACCCAAAUGCUCAUGCGGGUUUACGGGGCCCUCUUCUGGAGCCUGGCCCCUCUCAUCAAUGUCACAGAGCCCCCAAGGGUUUACGUCAGCUCCUUCUGGCCGCAAGAGUAUAAGCCAGACACCCAUCAGGAACUGUUCCUCCAAGAAGAGAUCUCCCUCCUGGAAGACCUGAAUCAGGUGAUCGAGAACAGAUUGGAGAACAAGAUUGCCUUCAUCCGCCAGCACGCCAUCCGGGUCCGCAUCCACGCCCUCCUGGUUGACCGCUACCUGCAGACUUACAAGGACAAAAUGACCUUCUUCAGUGACGGAGAACUGGUCUUUAAGGACAUUGUGGAAGAUCCUGAUAAAUUCUACAUCUUCAAGACCAUCCUGGCAAAGACCAAUGUCAGCAAAUUUGACCUUCCCAACCGUGAGGCCUAUAAGGACUUCUUUGGCAUCAAUCCCAUUUCCAGUUUCAAACUGCUCUCCCAGCAGUGCUCCUACAUGGGAGGUUGCUUUCUGGAGAAGAUUGAGCGGGCCAUCACUCAGGAGCUUCCGGGCCUCCUGGGUAGCCUCGGGCUAGGGAAGAAUCCAGGUGCUCUCAACUGUGACAAAACAGGGUGUAGCGAAACCCCAAAAAAUCGCUACAGGAAGCACUAGGUGGUAUAGCGGUUCUUGGGUUCCUGUUGGUGAAUGAGCUUGUGUCCUGUCUGAGAAGUCCCGGUUUAUUAACCCUUUGAGCCACAGUGGCAGGAAUUAUUACAUAGUGGAGAUUUGGGAGUUCAUUGAGGCCAGGGGUCGGGGCAGGUGCGUGGGUCUAGGGAGGAGAGUGGAAACUGUGAAUUCUAGCGUGCUUGUCUUGUCGCUUCAAUGAGGAGGCCUGAUUGAGGCAAGUCAGCCUCCACCUGCUUUUCCUGGGUCCUGUCUUGGAAGGACAGAGAGCAGCUAAAUUGUAGUGUGUCUUCAAUCAGUGAGGGUCAAAAAAGCGAAAAGCAGCUGAAAUUCCUUGUCCCCUGGGAGCUGGGAAAACAGCGAAGGCCUGAGUCGUAGAGAUUGUCAGGUCCCUUUUGGCUUCUUUCCACACCCACAGUCUCGCGUUUGUUCCCUUGGCUGCCUCUUAACUUUGGGCUGACUUUCAACAGUGAACAAUCUCUUGGGUCUGAAUAUACCUGGGUUUGUUUUUGUUUUUUUUGAAACGGAGUCUCACUCUGUCGUCCAAGCUGGAGCGCAGUGGCGCCAUCUCAGCUCACUGCAACCUCCACCUCCUGGGUUCAAGCGAUUCUCCUGCCUCGGGCUCCCUAGUAGCUGAGAUUAUAGGCCUACUACCACGCCCAGCUAAUUUUUGUAUUUUUAGUAGAAAUGGGGCUUCACUAUGUUGCCCAGGCUGGCCUCAAACUCCUGACCUCAAGUGAUCCACAUGCCUCGGCCUUCCAAAGUGCUGGGAUUACAGGCAUGAGCUGCCGCACCCGGCCUCCACCUGGGUUUUGAGCCAAUCCCCAGGACUUGCUCCUGGUUUCUUCAAGGGGUGGGGCAGUGGUUUAGGACACUAGACAAGUAAGAACAGGAGUUCCCAGGAAGGACGGGGAUCUGCCUCCCCCACUGCCACUUCUCUGGUGUGUUCCUCAAAGCCAGCUUGGCUCAGGGGCACGAUCCCCAGAAGGAGGGGACUGGUUGGUGUAUCCAGGUAAUUUACUCUUGGAAGUCACUUUAGUGAAGGUCGUGGAAGGGCUCAGAGGGUUAAUUGGUUUGCAGUGUGUCUUUGUCUAUUGCAUGUCUUGGAAAACUCAGAUCCCAAAGGCGCUGGGUUUCAGAGAGGACAGUGGAGACUUUGCUCCUUUUCCUUAGGCCGCCAGUCUCUCCCAAAUUUCAGAGGAGGCUGUUCCACGACUCCCCUGUGGAAACACUCAGCAGCGGAGUUGCUCCUUCACAGUUUCCACAUCACGGCUUUUCCUUUCCUUUCUUCUCCAUUCCCUGAUGCAUCAACACUUAAAACUCGGAGCAAUUUCCUAGGAGUCAGAACCAGCACCAGCCACUCGGUGUCGGCGGCUACCAAGGCUUAACAUUGACCUUCCCGCCUGACCUUGACACAGAUGUCCACUGAACACACCGCAGGAAAGCCAGGGCCUUCAGUACCGAUGAGUGUGAAUAUGUGUGUAUGUUGGCCAAGAGAUAUUAGGGAGAUCACAUAGGCUCGAGGGAGUAGAGAGCUUGUAACAGUCUUGCAAGGCUAUAGCAUGCACGGCUCUGCAGCAGGUGGUGGGGAGCAGAGGAGCAGGCCCCACAGGGAAGAAGCAGCCUUUGGAUGGUGAAAUGUGCAUGGUGCACAGUCUGUGCACGCCCAGGAGACCCAGCCCGGGCUGCCUCGAGGGACUCCUUUGUGCACAGCCAGCCGCUUCUCUUGGGAACAAGCUGUCCUGGGGGCCUUACCCACAAGGCAGGAGUCAGGAUGCACCAGCUCAGCACCAGGAAGUCAUCCUGGAGCAGAAGGACAGUGGAAAGGCAGGCAGAGGGAGAGGCACUCCGAGGUCAGGCAGGGUAAGCCAGUUCGCGGUCAGGUUAGGUCUACGCAGAGAACCUUGAGUUAGGAAUUCCUGGUUCUUAGAAUCGUUAUCAGUCUGGUGCAUGCUGUCACAGGGGCCGUUGCAUUUGGCUUUGUGGAGGGCCUGGAACCUUCCACAAGAACACCCGAGGUUCCAGGGCACUCAGGACAAUGUUUCCAAGGAACAAGUCGACCAGGAAAGAAAAGUGAGUUCUGCAAGGGGCAUCUAUGGAGCCUGUGAUAGGGGCUGAUGAGAUGGAAUCUGUCCCGCUUCUCAUUAACCACCCUUCGCAAACCCCAGAACCCCUCACCUCAUCUCUGUACCGUCUGCCCUCUUGGGGGAUGGGCCCUCCCACUUUCCCUGGCCUGCUCCUCCAUGCUGUGAGCUGCUUUGGCAGAUCUGUUUUUCUGUGUAGUCAGGGGAAAAACAAAAACAAAAAAACACGCACAACUGUGUGGGCAUUGUCAUAGCUGUUGAUGUCACCACUGCUUUGGGGGAAAUGGCUGGGAUAAGGCUAAUACAUUCGUGCAAUAUUUAUAUUUUCAGGGGGCUACGUUAUCAGCGUGCUCUCCCUGCCUUGGGCUUUUCUUUUCGUCAGGUAUCUGUUUUCCUUUUCGUGUUCCUUCUCCGACUUCUCGUCUCUGCUGCUCACAGGCCUGCCCAUCAGUCCCACACAGAUAUUCAGUGUCUGGUUUCUGGCCAGCUCCGUGGAGGGGCUUUAAGCAGAAUUCUGACUCUUUGGGGUGGGGGAUUAGCAACUGGGGGAAACUUAAGGAUCCAGAGAUUCCCCCAAGAGGAGUGUCUGGAAGGAUGUCUGCCUGGACAGUGGCUGAACCUUUCCAGUGUUCUUUCGUUUCUGAUUUCAUCAGUCUCAAUAAAGUUCCGAUCUCUCUUUAA
Messenger RNA from Cercocebus atys (sooty mangabey), 5781 nucleotides. RefSeq names its product sarcalumenin (gene SRL). Lineage: Eukaryota; Metazoa; Chordata; Mammalia; Primates; Cercopithecidae. Bases 44 to 3004 code for a protein of 986 amino acids. The record is from RefSeq and is a predicted model, not a curated record. The transcript has 7 exons. Gene Ontology annotation, molecular function: GTP binding.